AUGAUCAAAUCCAGAAAAGCAAGUGAAUCCACUGACUUCUUUCGUCGAAUUUGUAGCAAAAAAAACUCGCUAGUGUCCCCCCCAAUAAGCGUAGCCGCUUUGCCCGUCAGUGCAGUUUGGACUAGGCAAUCCGAGCGCCCCCAGCUAUUUCAAAGUGCAUGGGCAGCGUCAAUAAUGCGGCUCUUUCCGGUACCACCUUCGCCUCCGAGAAACAUUCGCAGUUGGUUGUCACGCAGAACAGAACCAAAAUCAUCGACUGGAACUUCGGAUUCCUCAGCACGCUUCCACCGCGACAGCAGCGCUUGA
Molecule: messenger RNA, 306 nt
Organism: Phytophthora sojae
Lineage: Eukaryota; Oomycota; Peronosporomycetes; Peronosporales; Peronosporaceae
Exons: 1
Coding region: 1-306 (101 amino acids)
Source: RefSeq, a predicted model, not a curated record